UAUUGCUCUCUUCUAUCUUUUUUUACACUCAAAACAAUAUAUUAACUGCUCUCUUCCUCUGCCUCUCUUUACUUUACUUUACAUACAUACCCUGAGAAAAUUAGCAUAACUAGUAAAAUGAGUCUCUUCUGUCACAAAUAUAGACAUAUCAUCUUCUUAUGCUUCAUUCUCUUUGCUUCAACUAAUUCUUUCUUCAUUCAUCUUGUUUUCAUGGCUGAAGGAAGACCAAUUUCCAAUCUCAAUGAAGUUGCAAAGAAUGGCAUGGAAGAAAAUGGAUCAAUGUUAGUAGAAAAGUUUCAAAUAGGGUCAAGGCCACCAAAGUGUGAAAAAAGAUGUACAAGUUGUGUGCAUUGUGAAGCAGUUCAAGUACCUAUUGUACCAUCUAAAGUUCAAAUACAAAGAAGUCAUCAUUAUUCAGAAGCAAAAGUUACUUACUCUUCAAGAGGAGAUGGUCUUUCAAAUUACAAACCUAUAAGUUGGAAGUGCAAAUGUGGGGACUACUUAUUCAACCCUUAAAUUAUUGACUCAAAAGGGUAACACAACACCCUUAUUUAAUUUGUUUUGGAAUAAAUACUUCAAGGCUCAAUCAAGCAGCAACUAUAGUAUAUAGUUUUAUUAUUAGUAAUUUUCUGUUUCUCUAGCUCUUGACAUAUAUUGUUGCUCUCACCUUGUAUAUGGUAGAUAUUUGGCAACUAUAUAUAUAGUACAUAUUAAUUCAUGACAUUUUUUUGCUUUAAAUUAACACUUGUGUUGAUUUGUUUGUAAGCAACUAAGCAUAUCAUAGCUAGCUAGCUCUAAAUAUUCUCCUUUAUUUCUUUAUUUAUUUCACUUCUUCAUUCAACUCAAAAGGCAAAAUCUAUUGUAUGGAUUCUUUAUAUUAGAAAAAAAUGCAAU
This is a messenger RNA of Trifolium pratense (red clover), 894 nucleotides long. Its product is annotated as EPIDERMAL PATTERNING FACTOR-like protein 2. Gene Ontology annotation, biological process: stomatal complex development; guard cell differentiation. The coding region runs from base 118 to 516 and encodes 132 amino acids. The transcript is spliced from 3 exons. NCBI's taxonomy places the organism in Eukaryota, Viridiplantae, Streptophyta, Magnoliopsida, Fabales, Fabaceae. The record is from RefSeq and is a predicted model, not a curated record.